UCGAUUCAAUCAUGUUCUGUGAUGUUACCCAGCGAUGCAAAAAGACAAAAGCACGCUGAUUCAAAUAUGGGCAAUAUACCACGCUACAUAUGGUAUUGAUUGGAAUCAAUUGGAUUUGGAGCCCCAUUGUGAUUUAUUUGUUUGUAUUUGCAUUGAACAAAGCACUUGAAUAACAGGAUGAGAUUUCGUGGUGGUGGAUUUACAGAGAUGAAUAUAGACUUGUAAAUAGAAUAGCAAUUAAGCAAGCAUAAGUUUCGUGUCUCGCCACACGAUCGGCGUUAAUGUACCAGGAUCGCAACCUGUUUGCUUGCUUCAGCCAGCAAACAGUUCAGUUGAUAUCGAAAGGCCAGAAGAGCUUUUCGGGACGCUGCAGACUCUUGCUGUUGUUAGAAAGGCAUUAAAUUUUUUUCACAGCUUGAAUAAAAAUACCAGAGAUUGUUUCUUAGUGCCGCGUAAAUAGGAUCCCAGUGCAAUCCAAGGUAUUCUUGCUGCAGUUAGUGAAGGCAGUUGGACUGUCGCAAGAAAAAUGGGGAAUUGCAUGGGACAGAAGAGAAUAGGGAAGGAAGACACUGGGAAAGGACGGGCACCAAAAACCCCAGUUAAAGACCAAGGAGACAACGCGCCGUCGGCAAACGAGAAAGAAGUAGAGAAGGAGGCCAAAAGUAAACAACCCGCCAACAAUAUUCAGGCCAACGAAUCGAAUGAUCAGAACUUAAAUCACUCCAAAAAGCAAGAUGAUAAACCCGAAGAAGUGACAAAGGACUCAUGUAAACCUGAAGAGAACAAGGGAAAUGGCAACGAUGCUGGAAGUGGUGUGUUAACAACAAGUUGGGUGGUUUUUGAUGAAGACGACGAUCAGAAAUCCAAGCAGGCUGAUCGAAAAACAGGCGAAGGGGCGAAAGAGAAUGGCCUAAAGUUAGCAGAGGAGAACCAGGCCAGUGAGAAGAAAGAUGGAGCACUUAAAGUUGAUAAACAGAAAACAAAAACAAAGGAAGCUAGCGCCGAACCUGGAAAGCCUGUUUUGCAAAAAAAUAAAGACGAGAAAGCCUUCAAAGGAAACGGUAAACAGAAAGAAGUUGUAAUUAAAGACGACAAGAAAGAUAAAGCUAGCCAAGAUUCAAGAGAAGAGAAAGCUAAAAAAUCAGAGAAAGUUGAACAGAAAAAAGAAGGCAUCGAAAAGGCAGAGAGUGCUUCUAAUUCAGUAAAGGUGUUGCAUGAGGUUAAAAAUGGGCGAAUAGUUGCUACGGAAAAAACCAAGAAUGAGACCGAAUUAGAGAGAAAGCCAGACGAACUGGAUGCCAAGGAGAAAAAGAUGCAGGUUUUAUGCAAGAAGAUGGAAAGUUAUUCUAAGUCCCUAACAACCUUUGGAAACGUGAUUGAUUUUGAAGAGAACAUCUUCAUGGACCAACUUUUAAAUAAAACAAUUUUGCUGGAAGAUAUAAAAAUUUGUGGCAGGGAAAUCAACGGCCUAAUUGCAUUAUCGGGUGAUCAAAAGCCUUCAAAAGUGGUUGUAAUGUGCACAACAGAUUCGUGGAAAUCCAAAGCGGAAGAGGAAGCGAUUCCUUUUUCAUCCUCUUACAAUAUCAACGAUUUUCAUGGGCAAAGAUUCUUUUUCUCUCUUUUCGUUCCAUUUGCAAAGUCGAUCGAAUUUGCAAUCGAAUGUUUUGUUGAAAACAAAACUUAUUGGGAUAACAAUGAUACGAAGAACUAUUUUGUUGAAAAUUGGAAGAAGGAAAAUGAACCAGGAAAAUUAAUUCCUCGAUUCUUAACACCAAAGCACGUCGCAUUUGCGAAAUUUGUCCAGUUGAAAUCCGUUUGUGUAAAAAGCGCAUCUGCUCAGAAUGGGGAGGUAAACAUAAAAGUUGCUACUAAAAAGUGUCUUGGAACCCCACCGGUUGUGCGAUACACACUGAACAAUUGGGAGUCGUUUUCAGAUGUUGCUAGCGUCAAAGAUACUGAAGUAUUGGAUCAAGCUCCUGAGCGCGGUUACGAUUGUUAUAUGGUAAACUUUAAUGUGCCAAAAGAAGCGAAGUUGGUUUUUGCAAUUAACUGGAAUCAUGAGGGAAAAGACGAAUGGGACAACAACUUUGGCAAGAAUUAUGAAGUGACUGUUUAACAAUGAAUGUUUAUUUAGUUUUGUUGUUAUUCGGAAAUUAAAAUUUGAUAGCUUUUAUUCUUCUUUAAGUGACUUAUGAAACAGUUUUCAAAAACUCACCCUCUCGCUGCCACUCGCUGCUACUCAACAAUAAAAGUUGAUUUAAUUUCAGAGAAAGGAAUAUUAACUUUGAUUCACUCAAUUGCAUCGUCAGAGGAGCAACUGCACGGUAUGUGAUUCCUUGGGGGCAUUCCCAUAUUCUCUUGGGAGACUCUCGAGCCUCAGUUGUGCACUGGGAAUUUUUAAUCAUUAGUUUAUUCAACAAACUACGCAGUACAGCCUUGUUCAUAAAGUUCAGUGAAAUAAUGGAAAAUGUUUUUGAGAAUUUUAGUUUGUAUGUAAAGCUUGCUUGACUA
Molecule: messenger RNA, 2511 nt
Organism: Rhopilema esculentum
Lineage: Eukaryota; Metazoa; Cnidaria; Scyphozoa; Rhizostomeae; Rhizostomatidae
Biological process (GO): regulation of glycogen biosynthetic process
Cellular component (GO): protein phosphatase type 1 complex
Molecular function (GO): protein phosphatase 1 binding; glycogen binding
Source: RefSeq, a predicted model, not a curated record